Messenger RNA from Serinus canaria (Common canary), 6030 nucleotides. It is a transcript of the gene RBM27, whose product is annotated as RNA binding motif protein 27. Gene Ontology annotation, biological process: mRNA processing. Lineage: Eukaryota; Metazoa; Chordata; Aves; Passeriformes; Fringillidae. Gene Ontology annotation, cellular component: nucleus. The record is from RefSeq and is a predicted model, not a curated record. The coding region runs from base 77 to 3160 and encodes 1027 amino acids. The transcript is spliced from 22 exons. Gene Ontology annotation, molecular function: metal ion binding; RNA binding.
GCUGCGCUGCGGGCGGUGCCGGGCAGGUCGCGGCGAUGGCGGCGGUGUAGCUGGGAGCGGGCGGCGCGGGGCCACCAUGAUCAUCGAGAGCGUAGACGCGCUCAAAUCCUGGCUGGCCAAGCUGCUGGAGCCCAUAUGUGACGCUGACCCCUCAGCCUUGGCCAACUAUGUCGUGGCGUUAGUCAAGAAAGACAAGCCCGAGAAGGAGCUGAAAGCUUUCUGCGCUGACCAGCUGGAUGUGUUCCUGCAGAAAGAAACUUCAGGGUUUGUAGAUAAACUCUUUGAAAGUUUGUACACCAAAAGUUACCUUCCUUCUGCUGAGCCCACAAAGGCAGAGGCAAAGCCUGCAGGGCAAGAGAAAGAAGAAGUCAAGGAAGAGUUGUGUGUUAAACAGAAUUUUCAAGAGUCUGUUGAAGAAGAGCGGGAAAGCAGGAAGAAGAAGUAUUCCAGUCCCCAGAGGAGCCGUGCAGAUUCCAGUGAGCAAAGAACCAGAGAGAAAAAGCGGGAUGAUGGGAAGUGGAGGGACUAUGACAGGUACUAUGAUAGGAGUGACUUGUACAGGGAGAAGUCUGGCUGGCGCCGGGGCAGGAGUAAAAGCCGCAGCAAAAGCAGAGGGCUGAGUCGGAGCCGCAGCCGCAGCAGGGGCCGCAGCAAGGACCGGGACGGCAGCAGGAGCGGGCUAGUUCAGGUCUGUCGGAAAAGUAAGUGGCACAGAUUACAGCAUUCCACGCACCUUGAGACCGCGUUAGUUAAGGGCAGAGAGCACCGAGAGAGAGAGAGAUCAAAAUACAAGAGUGAAAAAAAUGAUGUUGAAGGCUCAUAUAAUCCAGUGUCUGCAUCUCCCAGUAAAUCCUCUGAACAGUAUUCCUCUACACAAGCUAUUCCCAGUGCUGUAACUGUGGUUGCACCUGCGCACCCCCUUGAAGGCACCACAGAGAGCUGGUCAAAUUACUUCAACAAUCACAGCAAUCCCAGUUCAUUUGGCAGAAACCCUCCUCCUAAAAGAAGAUGUCAAGACUAUGAUGAGCGAGGCUAUUGUGUCCUUGGCGAUCUCUGCCAGUUUGAUCACGGAAACGAUCCUUUAGUAGUAGAUGAAGUCUCCUUGCCCAGCAUGAUCCCGUUCCCCCCGCCGCCGCCGGGGCUACCGCCGCCACCGGGACUGCUGCUGCCGCCGCUGCCGGGGCCGGUGCGCGGGCUGCGCCUGCCGGUGCCGCAGCCGCACCCGCAGCCCCCGCCGCCCGUCGUGCUGCCCGUCCCGCGACCACCUUUAACACAGUCCAGCUUGAUCAACAGUCGUGACCAGCCGGGGACAAGCGCAGUGCCCAGUCUUGCACCCGUGGGAGCGAGGCUGCCUCCUCCUCUGCCUCAGAACCUGCUCUAUACAGUGUCAGAACAUACAUAUGAGCCAGAUGGCUAUAACCCUGAAGCUCCUAGUAUUACCAGUGCUGGUAGAUCUCAGUAUCGGCAGUUCUUUACGAGAGCACAAAUGCAGCGUCCAAAUCUAAUUGGCCUAACAUCUGGGGAGAUGGAUACAAACCCUCGAGCUGCCAACAUUAUCAUCCAAACUGAACCUCCCAUUCCCAUUACAAAUAACAGCAAUGUCACUAGAGUUGUUCUGGAACCAGACAGCAGGAAGAGAUCUCCAAGCAGCAUGGAAUGUCCACCAUUGAAGAAACCCUGGUUGGGAAAGCAAGUGAACAACAACCAGAAUAAGCCAGGGUUUUUGAAAAAGAAUCAAUAUACUAAUACAAAAUUAGAAGUUCGAAAAAUUCCACCAGAAUUGAACAAUAUUACACAGCUCAACGAACACUUCAGCAAAUUUGGAACUAUUGUAAACAUUCAGGUGGCUUUCCAGAACGAUCCUGAAGCUGCUCUCAUUCAGUACUUGAGCAACGACGAGGCGAGGAAGGCGAUUUCCAGCACGGAGGCAGUGCUGAGCAAUCGGUUUAUCCGGGUGCUGUGGCACAGGGAGAGCGAGCAGCAGCCCCCGGCGCUGCAGCAGCAGCAGCCGCCGCCCACCCCGCAGGCGCUGCAGCACCUGCAGCAGCAGGCGCCCGCCGUCACCGUGCACAGCAGCCUGGCCAAGGUGAUGAACAAACCCCUGGCAUCUGGUGCCUACGUCCUUAACAAAGUCCCGGCGAAAAGGCGCCUUGGAGCAGCGGGCGGGAGCCAGCCUGAGCUCAGCCAGCCCGGGGCUGGGGUGGAGGAGUCUCAGAUAUUUCCUACUUCUACAAGCCACUCAAAAAUGGUUUACAGUUCUCCAAACUUGAAGACAACUCUGAAGUCUGGUGCAGGGUCUAAACCUCAUGACGUGCAAGAAGCCCUUAAAAAAAAACAGGAGGCAAUGAAACUCCAGCAAGAUAUGAGGAAAAAGAAGCAGGAGAUGUUAGAAAAACAAAUAGAAUGCCAGAAGAUGUUGAUAUCCAAGCUGGAGAAAAACAAGGCUAUGAAACCAGAAGAGAGAGCAGAAAUUAUGAAGACUUUAAAAGAACUAACAGGAAAAAUAUCUCAGUUAAAGGAUGAAUUAAAAACUUCAUCUACAACCUCCACACCAUCCAAAUUGAAGUCCAAGACAGAGGCACAGAAGGAACUGUUGGAUGCAGAGCUGGACUUCCAUAAGAGACUGUCCUCUGGAGAGGACACGACCGAGCUGCGGAAAAAGCUCAAUCAGUUACAGGUGGAGGCUGCCCGCUUAGGCAUCCUGCCUGCUGGCCGAGGAAAGGCAGUGUCAGCCCCAGGAAGGGGCCGGGGCCGGGGCCGUGGGGGCAGAGGACGGGGGAUGCUGAACCACAUGGUGGUGGAUCAUCGGCCCAAGGCACUCACCGUGGGAGGCUUCGUGGAAGAGGAGAAGGAUGAAUUGUUACAGCACUUCUCUAAAUUUGGAGAUAUCGAAGAUCUUCAGGAAGAGGAUUCCCCAUUAAGUGUUGUUGUAACUUUUAAGUCCCGCUCAGAAGCUGAGAAUGCUGCUAACCAGGGAUCGCGCUUCAAGGACCGGCGGCUCCAGAUCUCGUGGCACAAACCCAAGGUACCCUCUGUGUCCACAGAAGUCGAGGAAGAGGAGCCCAAGGAAGAGGAGACUGAAACCUCAGAUUUAUUUUUGCACGAAGAUGAUGAUGAUGAUGAUGAAGAUGAGGAUGAAUCCCGUUCUUGGAGAAGAUGAAACUUGAUGUUCGAAAUGUAUAAUUUUAGGAAUAUAGUUCAAACUACAUCUUUUAAACGUUUAUUUAAGGAAGUUGAUGAGCCAAAAAGAGCUUUACUUUCUUUUCAAACCACAGAAUUUACCAUGAGCAGUUUGGUAUGAAAACAUUUGGGACACAGAGCUGUGAGACUGAGCUAGCCAAAGGCCCAGGAACUUCUUACAGGAUUAUCAAGCUCACCAGGGUGGUGAUUUUUUUCUAUUUAAGAAGGAUAAAAAGGGGGGAGGGGGUUGGAAAUCAGUAUUUUCUUGUCCUUUUUUUGUGUCACCUGUAUUACCUUGUUUUGGGUUUUUUAUAAUGUGAUUGGUUUGUUAGUUUAUAAUUGAAAAUAUAUUACAGGUUUUAUUUAGCAAUAUUACGAGGUUAGGGGAAAGACAAACUUUCAUUAAAUAUUAUGAAAGAAAAACUGGCCUCAUUUGCUCGUUGAAAAAAGGGAGCAUUUUAUUUCCUGUGGAGUCUCAUGUGGUAGGAAUUAUUUGUGGUUAGAUUCUUAAAUCAUUUACUUCAGUAUGUGUGACAGCCACACUAUCUCUAUGUUGUGCUGCUUUUUGUGAGAGGAGGUGGAAGAAACAAUUUAACAGGAUAUUGUUAUAACAUUGUCCAGUUCACUCUGUUUCUCCAAAUUCUGCUUCACAGAAAACAUCAGCAGGAGCACACACUUCAGUGGAUUUUCACUCCUCCUUGAUUUCCUUCUGUCAUUUCAGUGUAAGGCUCAGUGUAGGUCAGGCUGUUGUUUGCAUUUCAGUAUUUGUGAGCAAGAAUGGAAGGAGUUCCAGUCUUCGUCAGAAGCCACUGAACUGGCCCCUGUCUACCAGCCAGGAGCAGCUCUCCUCUGGCUGUUCCCAGCUGUGUUCCAGGCAGAGCCCGGUGGGGUUCAGAGCAGGUGGGGUAGAGCAGGGUGGGGUUCUGCCCACAGGGCUGGGGUGUCCUGCUUAGCCAGCCCCACAGCAGGGUGCAGUGUCCCAGGGCUGCUCAGAGCUGGCUGUGCAGGGGGUGUCCCUGUGUCCCCUUCUCAGUGCCUCCCUGCUGUCCCUGGAACCCUCUCUGCUGUCCCAGGGCUGCUCAGAGCUGGCUGUGCAGGGGGUGUCCCUGUGUCCCCUUCUCAGUGCCUCUCUGCUGUCCCUGGAACCCUCUCUGCUGUCCCAGGGCUGCUCAGAGCUGGCUGUGCAGGGGGUGUCCCUGUGUCCCCUUCUCAGUGCCUCCCUGCUGUCGCUGGAACCCAGCAGGGUGUGUGCUGAGCCAGGGGCUGAGCUGCCUCUGGGCUCUGUGCCUUGUGGCUGGGCCACCCAGCAGCCCCUUCCCUGACUGCCCACUUGCCCUGGCCACUCCCCAACAGGUUUUUUGUGCACUUCUACACAAAAUCAGCGCUGUGGCCAUGCACAGCACUCUUCUCUCUUGAAUGGCUGCCAGUAUAGGCCCAGUAACUCUUGCCUGAAGGACAGCAUCUACCCAGCCCUUUGCCUACCUGUGGCUCUGAGUGUGGCCAGGGCAGGUGCUGAGCACCCUUUGGGGUCCCAGCCCUGCUGACUCUAUCCUUGUGCUGUGGUGAGGUAUCCAACUUGUGUAAUGUCCUGUUUCUUGUCAGCUGGAGGGAAUGUCUCCAGUAUUCUGUCUCUUUCCAAACCUCUCAUCUUCCUAGAAUUAGGACUGUUCUCUUAAUGCUGAGACUAAAUUCCAGGCAUGAAGAAUUGGAGGAGAAACCCACCUCAUGAACUUACAAGAAUGUCUUGCUCUUCUCCCAUCACCUCUAGGGGUUUUAAUGUCUGUGGCACUGUGUGUAUCUUGAGAAGUCCAUUGCAGCAAAUGUGUCUGAGUCCUGACAACUUAAAAAAGGAGAGAGGGAUCAAAAGGAUUUAUAUAUUUUUUUGUACAGAGUUUUUUCUUAAACUGUAUAAUUUUGUAAAUAUUUUGCUUUUUUGUGUACUAAAAUUACUGGCGUAUAGAUUUCAAUAAGAAUUGUUGUAUUUUUGUAUUUGGAAAAUGAAAAUUACAGUGGAUUAAUUAAGCUGUAAGAAAAAUUGCGGUAGCCUUCGACACACACAGAAUGGAUUCCUUUUCAUAUGGUUUUAGCUGUAAGUGACACUGGGGUGGCACCUGUGUCAGGUGAGCGAGCGAGGGCCAUCUCUGAGAGCUGCAUCCCCUUGCAGUUUGCCCUCACGGGUCCCCUGGCAGGCUGGCCCGAGUGCCAGGUGCCACCCCAGAGGUGGCAGUGCCCCCAGCCUGGCUGGCCCCGGGGGCAGAGGAGGAGGAGAGGAGCUGUGUGACACUGGCCUGCCUUUUGCCAAAGCUUAUGCACCCCGCUGUAUUCUAGGGCAUGCUGGGCCUGUCUUGGGGUGGUUUGCCUUGGAUUUCUGCGUUUCCAGAGGCAGCGGGGCAGGACAGCUGAGUUCAUUUCAUGGUGAUGCUUUCCAGGACACUCAGCUGUACCCCAGCCACGUGUACCAGCCUGAGCCGGGGCACCGACACCGAAGGAUGAGGGGAUGGGGAAAGGAAGUCACUGCAAAGGAUUCCCUCCCUUUCUGUGCUGCAUUAACCUGAGCAAAAAUAAACAAAACCACCUCAAUUAUGAAACCAGGCACCUGCUUAUGAAAGCACCACUUCAGCAAAAUCAUGUGAAAAGGAACAAAGCUCCUCUUGGUGUAUAGUAACCUUGUACUAUAGUUUUUACAGAUUGUGAACUUGUGUAAUAGGAUGAUAGCAGAUAUUGUUGAAUUUCUAAUUGUUUACACAUUAAAAUUCAUAUAUGUAAUGUUUGUUUUAUUGAUUACAAGCCAAAUUUCUAAGAUGCAUGUUGACUUCUUUUUCAAUAAAGUUAUAGUAUGGAAUGGUUCAA